Drosophila yakuba is the source of this 1613-nucleotide messenger RNA. RefSeq names its product hatching enzyme 1.2. The record is from RefSeq and is a predicted model, not a curated record. Gene Ontology annotation, biological process: proteolysis. Gene Ontology annotation, molecular function: zinc ion binding; metalloendopeptidase activity. Lineage: Eukaryota; Metazoa; Arthropoda; Insecta; Diptera; Drosophilidae.
UGGAGCUGUCGGGCUAUCAAGCCAGGUUCAGUUACCAAUUUCGUGUGCAGCCGUUCGGUUUGAAUGCGGCAUGGCGUGGAAGAAGUGAGCAAACAGCGAUCGAAUGGAAAUAUAGUCACAGCCAAGGCGAAUCCCAUAUCUAUAAUGUGUGCUCAGUUGAGUGAAUCAGUGGUGCAGCUGGUGCUGAUGGUGGUGGUGCUAGUGGUGCUAUCCGCACCACCGUUCAGUGAAAGUGCCAAGCUCCCUGUCCGCCAGUUUGCCGCUGGAGUGGAUUUCUUCGAGCACGAGUUCACCAGUGUUGCGGAAGAUGAAUACGAUCCCUACGGACCCGACAUCGGUGACGACGAUUUGGGAAUCGACGAUCCGGAGACCAUGCCCCGCCUGUUUCAAGGCGACAUUGCCAUCGAUCCGUACACCUACAUCACCCUGCGCCUGGGCGUCAAUCCAAUGAGACAUCCCAAGCGACUGUGGCCCAAUGGAACGAUUCCCUUUGAGAUAAGUCCGCGAUACGCAAAUGCGGAAAGAGAGGCCAUAAUACAAGCCGUGAAAACCUUCAACUCCCUGACAUGUGUGCACUUUGUGCCGUACGACGGGGAAGUAGAUGACUACCUGUUGAUCGAACCGCCGGUGGAAGGACCCCAAGGAUGUUGGUCCUACGUGGGACGAAGGGGAGGCGAACAGGUGGUAUCCCUCCAGAGACCCGAUGAGAACAGUGCCCACUGCUUCAGCAGCGAGGGAAGGAUAAUGCACGAGCUCAUGCACGCCAUAGGCAUAUAUCACGAGCAGUCCCGAGCAGAUCGCGACAACUUUGUCAAGAUCCAUUGGGACAAUAUUGUGCCGCGGUUUAGGAAGAACUUUAAGCUGGUUUCGAAAAAGAAGGGCAAGUACGCCUUCGACUACGAUUACAACUCCGUGAUGCACUACGGCGAGUUCUACUUCAGCAAGCGGAAGGGUGAGAAGCCCACCAUGACCCCCCUACAACCCGGAGUUAGGAUCGGACAGCGAAAGACCAUCAGCAAGAUCGACUGCCUCAAGAUCAACGAGCUUUACGGGUGCCUGCAGGGGCGCAGGGCCAAGAUGUACCGCAGUUUCUGCCACCUUCUCGGGCUGUAAAUGGAACGUGGCUAAGAGAUAUAAUUCUAUGAAUCACAUUGAUUUGAUAUUUAUUAUUUUAAUUAAUUAAUUCGUUGACUUUGAUACAAAUACAUUUGCCGCAGUGUAUGUCAUGGCUGCCGCAUGCACCAAACUAACCAAAAUAUGCCAUUACUCGUAGGGCAAGAAAGAUAGUAUUGUUCGAUGAAAAGAAUAUAACAGAUAGAUCGUAAUUUGUGGGCGUGCAUUCAAAUAUUCUUGAGUCGACUUUGCUCAUGCGCAUAAGGUGGAAAAAUAAAAAAAUAAAGAAUAUUUCCCAUAAGAAGCAUAGAUCAUAUACAUACAUACACAUAUGUAUUGACAUCUCAUAUGCACAUUUAAAGCAGUAAACUGCUUACUUACGCAUCUCUUUACUGCUCGCACCUAUCCAUAUGCUUUAAAAUAGUAUUUCCUCAGUAAAAGAAGUUUUAUUAAAAAUGAGUAAAUAAAAUAAUAACUUUAUAUAAUUAAAAUAAGAAACU